Anoplopoma fimbria (sablefish) is the source of this 1021-nucleotide messenger RNA. RefSeq lists its product as uncharacterized. Bases 7 to 861 code for a protein of 284 amino acids. The transcript has 6 exons. NCBI's taxonomy places the organism in Eukaryota, Metazoa, Chordata, Actinopteri, Perciformes, Anoplopomatidae. The record is from RefSeq and is a predicted model, not a curated record.
GGAGUUAUGGCGGCGUCGCUUCUCUCCGAGACCGACAUCAGGCACCGGUCCAUGGCGGAGGAGGAUCCGAACGGGAACGAGCACGGGGCGGCUGCACGCAGCGCGGAGCCUCGCUGGGGACCGCAGCACGCCGGGGCCCGACAGCUAGCACGGCUCUACUCUCCCGGUAAGCGGCUCCAGGAGUGGGUGUGUGUGAUUCUGUGCCUCUUCCUUUUCAUCAUCAACUUCUCCUUCCUCCUCCUGCACUUCUCCACCGCUCACAUCUACAAGAUCAUCCUCGGCAUCGUCCUAGGAAUAGUGACGGCAGACUUUGCAUCGGGGAUGGUACACUGGGGGGCGGACACCUGGGGAUCUGUGGACAUCCCUGUUAUUGGGAAGGCAUUUAUCCGUCCAUUCAGGGAGCACCACAUCGACCCAACCGCCAUCACGCGCCACAACUUCAUUGAAACCAAUGGCGACAACUGUAUGAUCCCCAUCCUACCGCUGGCUCACAUGGCCUACAAGUUCCUCACAUACACACCAGAGGCCUUGGCGGCGUCCUAUCCUUGGGACUGCUACGUCUUCGCCCUGGCCGUCUUCGUGACGCUGACCAAUCAGAUUCAUAAGUGGAGCCACUCCUACUUCGGCCUCCCGCGCUGGGUCACGCUGCUGCAGGACUGGCAUCUGGUGUUGCCACGGAAACAUCACCGCAUCCACCAUGUGUCUCCACACGAGACGUAUUACUGCAUUACUACAGGUUGGUGUAACUAUCCCCUGGACCAGCUGGGCUUCUGGAGACGAAUGGAGCAAUUGAUCAAAGGACUUACAGGGCACAAACCACGAUCAGAUGACCUGGCAUGGGCCAAGAAGACCGACAGAUAAACACACAAACACACGGACGGAUGGAUGGACAGUUGGAGCUGAUGAAAACACCUAGGGACAGGGAUGGAUUGGGAAAACAUACACACACAUACACAUACAUUUUACUCAUGUCUUUGAGUUUCUUGCUUUUCUGCUAAGGAGCAAACUUUCAAAGAAACUG